This is a messenger RNA of Octodon degus (degu), 6499 nucleotides long. It is a transcript of the gene Samd4a, whose product is annotated as sterile alpha motif domain containing 4A. The transcript is spliced from 12 exons. Gene Ontology annotation, molecular function: translation repressor activity; protein binding; mRNA binding. NCBI's taxonomy places the organism in Eukaryota, Metazoa, Chordata, Mammalia, Rodentia, Octodontidae. Bases 112 to 2256 code for a protein of 714 amino acids. The record is from RefSeq and is a predicted model, not a curated record. Gene Ontology annotation, cellular component: P-body. Gene Ontology annotation, biological process: regulation of mRNA stability; negative regulation of translation; nuclear-transcribed mRNA poly(A) tail shortening.
CCCGCACCGCGACGCGUCUCUGGAGGGGGCCGUGGGAUUGCGGCUUCGUCAAACUUUGGAGCCAGCGGGGUGGGCUAGAGGGCUUCGUAGACCGAGGGCAGCCCCCCAACCAUGAUGUUUCGCGACCAGGUCGGGGUGCUGGCAGGCUGGUUUAAGGGCUGGAACGAGUGCGAGCAGACUGUUGCGCUGCUGUCGCUGCUCAAGCGCGUGAGCCAGACCCAGGCUCGCUUCCUCCAGCUCUGCCUGGAGCACUCGCUGGCGGACUGCGCCGAGCUGCACGUCCUAGAAGGCGAGGCCAACAGCCCGGGAAUAAUUAACCAAUGGCAACAGGAAUCCAAGGAUAAAGUGAUUUCCCUCCUGUUAACUCACCUGCCUUUGCUGAAGCCAGGAAACCUCGACGCAAAAGUAGAGUAUAUGAAGCUGCUGCCCAAGAUCCUGGCCCACUCCAUCGAGCACAACCAGCACAUCGAGGAGAGCAGGCAGCUGCUGUCCUACGCUCUGAUCCACCCGGCCACGUCCCUGGAAGACCGCAGUGCUCUGGCCAUGUGGCUGAACCACCUGGAGGACCGCACGUCAACCAGCUUCAGUGGCCAGAGCCGAGGCCACUCAGACUCGGUGGAUUAUGGGCAGUCACACUACUACCACCAAAGACAGAACUCCGAUGACAAGCUCAAUGGGUGGCAAAACUCUCGGGACUCUGGGAUUUGCAUCAACGCCUCCAACUGGCAGGACAAAAGCCUGGGGUGUGAGAACGGCCACGUGCCCCUCUACUCCUCCUCCUCGGUCCCCACCACGAUCAACACGAUUGGAACCAGCACAAGUACAAUUCUCUCAGGCCAGGCACACCACAGCCCUUUGAAACGAUCUGUGUCCCUUACCCCACCCAUGAAUGUGCCAAACCAGCCUCUAGGACAUGGAUGGAUGUCUCAUGAGGACUUACGAGCUAGAGGACCCCAGUGCCUCCCCUCCGAUCAUGCCCCCCUGUCUCCACAAAGCAGUGUAGCCUCUUCAGGAAGUGGUGGGAGUGAACACUUAGAAGAUCAGACCACUGCUCGUAACACAUUCCAAGAAGAAGGUAGUGGUAUGAAAGAUGUUCCGGCCUGGCUGAAGAGCCUGCGUCUGCACAAGUACGCUGCGCUGUUCUCGCAGAUGACCUACGAGGAGAUGAUGGCCCUCACCGAGUGCCAGCUGGAGGCUCAGAAUGUUACCAAAGGAGCAAGACACAAAAUCGUCAUCAGUAUUCAGAAGCUCAAAGAAAGACAGAACCUCCUGAAAUCCCUGGAAAGGGACAUCAUCGAGGGGGGCAGCCUGCGCGCCCCACUGCAGGAGCUGCACCAGAUGAUCCUGACCCCCAUCAAGGCCUACAGCCCCCCGAGCACCACCCCCGAGGCACGCCGCCGGGAGCCCCCGCUGCUGGGCCCGGAGAACCCAAGCCCCGACAGCAAGGACACAACAGGCACUGUGGCUACCAGCGCCUCGGCCAGUGCCACAGCUGGGGCCAGUGGCGGGCUGCAGCCGCACCAGCUGAGCAGCUGUGAUGGGGAGCUGGCUGUAGCACCCCUGCCUGAGGGGGACCUUCCUGGGCAGUUCACACGUGUCAUGGGGAAAGUGUGCACCCAGCUCUUGGUCUCCAGACCUGAUGAGGAGAACAUAAGUUCCUACCUCCAGCUCAUAGACAAGUGUCUCAUCCACGAGGCAUUUACAGAGACACAGAAGAAAAGAUUGUUGUCAUGGAAACAGCAGGUACAGAAACUCUUCCGGUCCUUCCCUCGGAAAACCCUGCUGGACAUAUCAGGAUAUCGACAGCAAAGAAACCGUGGCUUUGGGCAGUCCAACUCCCUCCCGACGGCUGGCUCUGUGGGUGGCAGCAUGGGCCGCCGGAACCCACGUCAGUACCAGAUCCCGUCCCGGAACGUCCCCUCUGCCCGUCUGGGCCUCCUCGGCACCAGCGGAUUCGUCAGCUCCAACCAGCGCCACACCACAACCAACCCCACCAUCAUGAAACAAGGAAGACAGAAUCUCUGGUUUGCCAACCCCGGCGGCAGCAACAGCAUGCCCAGCCGCACGCACAGCUCCGUGCAGAGGACACGCUCACUGCCCGUGCACACGUCUCCGCAGAACAUGCUGAUGUUCCAGCAGCCAGAAUUCCAGCUUCCCGUGACUGAACCUGACAUCAACAACAGGCUGGAGUCGCUGUGCCUCAGUAUGACCGAGCACGCCCUGGGAGAUGGGGUUGACCGGACCUCCACAAUCUAGAAGCUGAAGAUGAGAGGGACCGCGCUGGCCGUGAACUCGACUUUGGGGUUGCGCAGAAUCCUCCAAGACGCUCUGCAGCCUUUCCCCCUGGUCCCUCGCCCAUUUUGAUUUUGUGAGAGUGUAGGUCAUCCUCGUAAACAUAUCAGUAGACCUGGGAUCGGUUACGUUGUCAUUUGUUUCUGUAUGGGAUGGUUUGACGUGCGGGGUGGGGAGGGGUCUCUGGGAAAUGUAGGACUUGGAGGAGGUGAAGAGAUGCAAGUGGCUUCGGGGGAGGGCGCUGCCGUGAAAGAGACAAGGCAGACACGAGGGAGGCAGAAGGCCCAGCGUGGGGAGCCUUUUCAGAGGGCCUAGCUUCACAUCAGGCCAGAGGAGGAGAGGACACAUGUGACCAAAGCAAGAUGGCUGCUCGGCUGUGUGGGUCUCCCUGACUGGAUUUCCCAGAGUGCCCUGCUUGAAACAGCUGCACGAGGGCCGCCCGGCAAGAGGGGCAAGAAGGAAGAAAUUCCCUCCAGCAAAAUUUUAGAUAAACUUUGAUUUGUGUAUUGUUUACAUAAGAAUUCUAAAGGGUACAUAAUGUGUAGAGUUUGGGUAGAACUUCUCUUCAUACUAUGGGGUUUUUUUUAAAGGAUUUAUUGUUAUGGAUUCAUUUUUUUCCCUCUAUUUUUAUAAUAGCAGCAGGGUUGUCUUUUAAAACAGCUGCCAAGCUCUGCUUCUUGGGAAGACAGAUGUAGUCACACAGGCCUGAGUUGUCACCUCUCACCAUUAGGGGGCAGAGCAUGUGGGUGGACUCGAAGGACAAAAAUCCGGCCAAGGCUGCUGUCGGUGCCGGGCUGGAGGAGGGAAGGGAUGGAGGCGCCUGGGAUCAGUCUCAGAUCUGCUCAGAGACCACCCAGACGUUCUAAACCAACCUGCAGCCUCUUCCUGGGCUUGAUCUGCUGCUCCUCCAGAGAGCCCUCUCCUUCCCACCUCACAGUGGGCUGUAUCCUGGCAUCAGUUGGCGAGACACAGGUGGGUGCAAGUCCUGCUGGAGAAGGAUGCCACGGCUGGAUGCUUGUGCCUUGCACAAGGCCUGAUACCUGCAGGAUGCGCUCAGGAUGUUUGCAGGGGGUCAUAGAGACUUGGGUCUGGGGCUGCAGCCCCCACACUCAGACCCUGCUGGGGAUGAGGGGAGAGAUGUCCAGCAACAGUGUCAAGAGGGUCAGCCAGCAAGUGUCAGAGAGCCAUGCCGGGUGAUCCGGGACCACGCGCCCUGGCUCCAACGCCAGGUCGGCAAGGCAAGCAGGAGUAGGAAAGGUGAACUUCAUGUGACGCGUGACGGACAAGAGAUUUGCUGUGCUACUCGCUGACUCAUCCAUCCACACAGAGGGGUGGAAAACCCCACUCAUUACUCGUAAGAGAUUAGCAGACUAUAGCACCACAGAGUAAUGGCUCCGUUUCUUAUGAGCAAGGGCGACUGCGUUGUGGAAUUUGAUGCAGUGAAGGGCAUUAGAGGAAAUCAAAAAGGAAUUGUUUUCUGCACUGGAAAAUUGGGUUGGGUAAAUGAUGGCACAAACACUCAGCCAGAGGCGUGAUUGGGGGCUGGUAUAGGCCUGCUUAUUAAGUGGGUAAAAUCGGUGCUUUACAAAAAAGAAAGAAGAAGUCAAAGUCAAAAUUAAAAGAGAUCAGACCAUGGAAAUUACUGCAUUGGCUUACAGAUUUAAAAAACAAACAGUUAAUGACACGCACAUAGAUUUAAAAGGCCGUAAUAAAAUCUUAACAACUUUCUUUUUACCUUCAAGGUUAAAAAUUUACACGCAGCCCAGCCUUGGAUGCUGUGGCUAAAUUUCUAAAGGCCCCUCAGAGUCCAAAAAGCUGAGAGCACUGUAACAGGGCCUUCCGUGGGCGCAGGGGUGGGAGCCCGUGCACGUAGGCAGUACAGGUGAAAGGAAAAGCAAAAGUUUCUGACCUCCCCGUGGGGGACUGAGUCUUAAAGAUGGAAAUCCGUGUGCAGGAAGAGGCAGCAUUUCUUCGUUGAUUUUUUUUUUUUUUUAACCAAGUGCCAUUAACAUCCAUCCCACCCAUUCCUUGUCUACGCAGCCGGCGUAACUUUAGGAAUGCUCAGGGAUGGACAAUCGCAGGUAAGGCAGGAAGCAUAGGGCCGGAUGUCGAAGGCCGAAGGUAAGGCCAGAGGGUCGGAGAAUGUGUUUGGGGAUGCUGAGGAAGUUCUUGAAGGGAGGUGAAAGCGAAGGGAUUACGCAUCGAGGGAGGAGAAGGCAUUUGGAUCUGCAGCAGAACCCGGCUGUCUAUAAAGACUCAUCCAGAAAACAGAUUGUGAACACAAUCACAGCAUGAAUCCUUUAAAAGGAAGAAGACCUUAAAGUAUUUGCAAAUCUGAAUUUCUAUUUAUUCCUUCACUGAAUAUAGAAACAAUGGUUAUCUGAUUAUUAGAGAUAUUAUUUUGGAUAUGUUACUUAUUAACUUGCUAUGGCUGGUAACCAUGAUAAAGUCUGUUAUUAAUAACAUAAUUCUUUUUUUAAAAAGAAGAAAAGCUUAUUUUUCAUUGACUAUGUAUAGAUUUAUCUACUUAGUUGUGUUUUGGUAUAUUAGUGUUUUAGUUGUUUUUCUUUUUUUUUCUUUUUUAAGUUGAGCAAUCUGAUGAAUUCUAGGAGCCUGUUCCUACCCUGUUUUGAGUCCUGUGUUGACUGCAGGUACACAGCUCAAUUUAGAAAUCCUAAAGCAAAAAGAAUUUUAUUUAUAAAAGAAUCCAACAGCUGCAUGCCUAAGGCUGUGAAGUCGGAUAUUUAGUAAUAAAGCGGCAGUGCCUUUUUUUGUAUUUUCCCAUUGACCCCCCCAUGCAACUGUUUUAUAUUAAGUAAAUAGUAAACAAUUUAAAAGUCUCAGAGUAAAAUCUAUUUCACUACACGGAUUUUUCUCCCCUCUUGUUCUGAUUUAAGCAGUGUGUGCCGGCAUCUCUACGCUGUCCCAGGGACAGCGGUGUAUACAAUAUUGUUAUCAUGUAUGAUGUUUUAUUGGUGCUUUUUAUUCAUAGUGGUUUCUUACCAGACACAGUAGGAAGAAACACACGAACUGUGUACAAGACAUGAAACAUGCUGCUGAUAUGUUUUUUUCCACUUGCUUCUUGAGUUUGACUUUUUCAGUGAGAGCCAGAGAGCUGAGCAGUCCCUACUGGGGAUGCCUGCCAAGGGGGGCUGCGGGACCGAGCUCCCAGAUCCGAGGGAUGAGGUACCCUCCUCGGCGCUGGGCGUCGGAGCUGCAGCUGGCUCUCCUCCCAUUCUUCUGACGCGACACUGAGGGAAACCAGGUUUUCUUUUGAGGUGUUGCCAACUGCCUUUUACGCAAUGGGAGCCUCCUCUCCGGGCCCUUGUUCUGCACCUGUGACUGCGGCAGGCACAAGGUUUGUAGACGCCUGGCCCCUGGGAGCUGGGCUGAGGGCUGAGCUGGGCUCUGAGGGGGCCUGCCACAGGGGCAGUGAGGGAGCCACAGAGGCCCCGCAUGCUGGCCCCAGGCUGUGUGCUGUGCCUGCUGCAGCCGGGUGCGGAGAUGCUGCCUCCCCAAGACGCCCGCUCGGUGCCCUGCUCCGAGCGGCACAUGCAGGAGGCUCAUUUGCACAUGGAGCUGUGAUAACACGAAUGCUGUGUUCUCUUUCUUUUUUACCAGUCACCAGAGAUGUUUGCAAAGUGAGUUUUAUUUUUGUGUAAUCCCUUUAUCUUUACUUAAAGGUGAAUGUGUAUUCCUCUGGGAGGAAUAGGAAGAAAACAGGAAUGUUAAUAAUGUCACACGGAAGACUUCCUCCCUUAUUAAUAUAUAACCCUCAUGUAUUUAUGCCUAAUGUAAGCUGACUUUUAAAAAGCUUUCUUUCGUUGCAUGCCCCGGGCAGGCAUCUGUAUUGUAUCUGCAUGCACUUCGUCCUGUUUUCCUGUAUAAAGUUAGUGAACAAAGAAAUAUUUUUGCCUAGUUCAUGUUGCCAAGCAAUGCAUAUUUUUAAACUUUGUCAUAUAUGGAAAGAGCAUGUUUGUUACAUGUAAAAGCUUUACUGAUACACAGAUAUACUAAUGUUUGAAGAUGUUCUUUGCAAGUGUACAGUUUUCAGAUGUUACCAGUGAAACACCCUUGUGGUUUAAACUUGCUACAAUGUAUUUAUUACUCAUUUCCUCCCAUGUAACUAAGAAUCAUGGCUAUAUUUCAUAUCAACGUUAUAUUGAAAGUGAAAGGAAAUGAUUAAUACAAGGUUUUGUAACACUGG